GCACUAUUGUAUUCAUACACACAAAAUUCACUCUCUAUUAUUGCUUACACAAUCCAAGAGUGAUUCAUAUAUUGUUAUUAUUAUUAUUAUUAUUAUUAUUAUUAUUAUUAUUAUUAUUAUUUAAUUAUUCGAGUCUUGCACGAUCCCUUAUCAUUUUUUCUACUCUUUGUAUAAUUAUAUUUAGAGUAGUAGUUUUUUGGUUAAAACAAUUUGGCGCCAUCUGUGGGAAAUCGUGCAAGAAAUUUAUUCUCCAUGGAAGGAACGAGCAACGAGAUGAUGGCCAAGUUUCAUAAGUAAUUGGAGGCGAUGAAGGAAGAAAUCCGGUGUGAAAUAGCUCAGCGGAUUGCUUUUAUCCAACAAGAAAAUGACGUGUUGCGCUCUCAAGUGCAAUCGAUGGCGUCCAUAGCUUCCAACUCAAGAUUUAGCCGAAGAAGUGAUGCCAUGACAGCAGCUACGAGGCUGGAAUUUGACCCCAUUCCAUUCUCGACCGAACCUUUUAUCCGUCAUUCAGCAGCCGACGCACCUGGAGAUCCGGGGCCCUCAAACCGAUCUGUUCCUCUCCAGAUUUCCAGCAGGAACAUGUUUCACAGUCUAUUUCCGGAACCGCAGAGACGACGAGUUCCAGACCGUGUCGACAUCCCUCGACAUGUCGACAUCCCUCGACACGUCGACAUCCCUCUACAUGUCGACAUCAACAACCAGAGACAACAAGAGCCUGAAGUCAUCGUCAUAUCCUCACCAACCAGGCAUGAUGUGACCCGAGUGACGACGCCACCAAUCUCGACGACAAGACAGAUGCAAGCAUAUCCGACAGACCCCUUAUCCGUCAUCAUGGACGAGCUGAGGGAAAUGCGAGAGAAGAUCAAUGGUAUACCCGGAGUGCCACCUCCAUUGGACGUCGCUUCACAGACAUGCUACGCAGAUUCCCCUUUCGGACGACACAUCACAUGCGUUGAAAUUCCAAGGAAGUUUGCUGCCCCCUCGAUGAGAUUAUUCGAUGGAACUACUGACCCCCUGGAACACGUCGCUCAAUACAAGUAGCAGAUGCUUGCCACCUCGGUCAGACCAGAGCAGCGGGAGGCUUGUAUGUGCAGGGAAUUUGGGACAACAUUGACAGGGUCAGCGCUGACGUGGUUCGUCAAUCUGUCGAAUGAAGGUGUCAGCUCAUUUGUGGAGUUAGUCAACCUCUUCAACCAGCAAUUUGCAAGCAGUCGGGUUCUGGAGAAGCAGACCAGUGAUCUCUACUGUGUGGUCCAGAAACGCAAUGAAUCCUUAAGGGAUUACCUCCACCGCUUCAACAAAGAGAGGUUUCAAUCCCCCGAUGUGACAUACCAACAGUCAUCGAGGCAUUCAGAAGAGGUUUGUAUGAAGAUUCAGAGCUGUACCACGAACUGACGAAAUACCCUUGUCGGUCCUUCGAAGAUGUCCAAGCAAAGACGUUAGCUUUCAUCCGUCUAGAAGAAGACCUACGAUCCCGUCAAAGACAAAUUGAGCACGAACAGGGCAUAGGAAAUCAGAAUCUCCCAGGAGGCAUGAUUACAAGCAUGGAAACCCAUAUUCGAGACCUGAGGAUCAAGUCGUCACGAGAUAGACCAGACGACAUGAUCGGAGUCGUCAGACGGGGGGCAUGUCGUUCGAUUCUAGGCGGGUUUUGAAAAGCUGCAAUACGGUACCCUUAAAAGUUGUUUCAUUUUUAGUUUAUUAUUUUCUUUUAUAGUUUUCAGUCCUAUGACGAGAUAGAUCAGACGACAUGAUCGAAAUCGUCGGACGGGGGGGGGGGGGGGGGGGGGCAUGUCGUCCAAAGACAGACAGCUUCUGAAGAGUUGUUUCAUUUUUAGUUUGGUAUUUUCUUUUACAUAUUGUUGUCACUCCUGUGACGGGCUAAACCCGACGACGUGACUGAAAUCAUCUGAGACGGGGGCAUGUCGUCCGAUGAUAAACCUGACGAGAUGAUUGAAAUCGCCUGACUUCAGACAAGUCCUGAUGACAAGUAUUUGUCUAGUUUUGUAUACAUACUUUUAAUUUAUUACUUUUGUUUACAUAUAAAUAUUCACUAACUUAAGCAUCGGAGGGCCGUUGGCCAAAACCCAACGGCCAGACUUUGACGACAUGAUUUCGUGCAGGAUAUCGACGCAAUAAGCACUUUGGCAACGAUUACUACAAACUCUGAACGUGCCAACAGAAGGCACUCACACAUACCCCCUACAACCUAAGAAGGGGUAGUAAGGUUAGCAUGGGCCAUUCAUAUUUGAAGUAUGAAAAACAAACCCAUGCGCCUUACACGUUUUGGCCAAAACGACAAAAGCACAAAACUACAGAAAUACACAACAGAAGCAUGUGCUCCAAGAGCACGACAACAUAAGCUCCAAAACAUAAGGAGACAACAAUACAAAAGACAUUGACAUAAAUUGUAUAUUCAUGCCGACGAUAUUACUAAAAUCAUAAACGAAACAGAAUUUAAAGUUUUUGCAAGGAUUUUGACUACGUUCAUGCAACCCGGCUCGCCAUCUCUAGCAAUGGACAUGUCGACAUCCCAGACAUGUUGACACCCUAGACAUGUCGAUGUCGACCUGGACGAAGUUUCAACGCGUCAACAUUUCCUAGUUAUGAUCAUUAGAAGAAAUUCGGAGGACGAUGAUAAGAGAUCAGCUUUUGUUCUUCAUGGCUUUAGUCAAAGAGACAUAUUAGAUCAGAAACUACUUGCACGGAAAUUAACGAAGUCGUCUCAUCAGACGAGUGACGAGUUGAAGGAAACAUGUCGUCAAGAAAGUGACGAGUUGACAAAAGCGUCUUGUUAUACGAAUGGCAGGUUGACAGCAUGUCUCAUCGGACAGAUGACGGGUUUAUAUGGGUAAUAUUCAACGAUGACAGAUAUAGACGUUUUCAAGAUUUCGAAAAGUUGAUGCUUAACGGGUUGACAUGUGCGCCAUACGCUUCAACUUCUCGAAAGGGGGCAAUUGUUGGGACGUGAAUAUUUAGUGGGCACAUUUGAUUGCCACGUAAUUUGUAUAUUUUUCAUGUAAGUAAGCACCGUGUAUUUAAGAGAUAAACUUAACAUUAAGGAUAAAGAUGAAGGAACAUGGAUGAGCUUUAAAGUAGGAAACAGGGGUGGCCACUUCAACUAAUUCCUUAUUCCACUCUAGAAGAAUAGCAAAUCAGUAUGGGAGCUUCACCUUUAGUCGUAUAUAUAUAGUUGUAAUAUCAUUGAAUAAAUGAGAGAGCACUAUUG
Messenger RNA from Cuscuta europaea, 3229 nucleotides. Lineage: Eukaryota; Viridiplantae; Streptophyta; Magnoliopsida; Solanales; Convolvulaceae. The record is from the annotation of a GenBank genome assembly.